Molecule: messenger RNA, 2754 nt
Organism: Diachasmimorpha longicaudata
Lineage: Eukaryota; Metazoa; Arthropoda; Insecta; Hymenoptera; Braconidae
Product: zinc finger protein 135-like
Exons: 3
Coding region: 140-2482 (780 amino acids)
Biological process (GO): regulation of transcription by RNA polymerase II
Cellular component (GO): nucleus
Molecular function (GO): zinc ion binding; DNA-binding transcription factor activity, RNA polymerase II-specific
Source: RefSeq, a predicted model, not a curated record
UGGUGGGACAAUUCAACGGUUAUUUAUCCGUAAGUUUUCCUGGAGGAAUUGGGAAAUUUUGGAGAGUUACUGUCUUUAUGUAUCAUCUUUUGUAGCACAUAAAUCAUAAUAAAUAAUCUAGGUUUUAUCAGAAAAUUUUAUGAUGGAAAUUUUCACCCCGAGAUUAACGACUAAGUAUUUUUUGGAUAAUGAUGAUAUCACUGGUGAUGAAUGUCGUACUUGUUUGAAAAAAACAACAGAUAUCUGGCAGGUAUUUCAAUCUGAUGCAGAAAUAUCCUCGAGGAUUAUGGCUUGUGCCGCUGUUCAGGUACAAGAAGGCGAUGGACUUCCCCACGUCAUAUGUUACUCCUGUCGAGAAUUGCUGGACGUCUCCUACAACUUCAAAUGUCAAGUUGAACAAUCAGACGCUAAAUUUCGUGAAGCAUUGAAGAUGCAACAGUCAAUGUUGCAGAGUGAUGCAGUUCCUCAAACAGUUACCAAAGUAAUAACUGAGACGAUAACAGAUGAGAUUUCCAAUAGACAAAUGGAGGGUAUCAGCCACGAGAGUGAGAGUAUCGAGGUAUAUCAGACAGAGGAGUAUCUUCACGAAGAAAAUGAGGAUGUUGAUGAUGAUGAUGGGGAGGAGGUUCCAGUUGUGUUUGGUGGAGCCACAGGUGGAAGUACUAACGAUAAAAAAAUGGAUUUGGAUAUUUCACCGUAUGUGGACGCCAAUGAAAUUUUUAGACAUGAAGAAACGUUCGAGAAAUCAGGGAGGAACGACCUCAAGGCUGAGGCAAUUAACAGGGAGGGGGUUGAUUGCCAAAAUCAUCAGGGGGAUAAGGCGUUGGAUGAACGAAGUGGGAAAGAAAAACCGUUUUAUCUGAUGCUGGAAGACAAAAGUGUUUGUGAAAGUCAUUGUGGAGACGAGGAAAUUGAUGUUAAGGAGGAAGUACUUGUUAAUUGUCAUCAGGAGAAGGAAUUCUGUAAUAAAACGUGUGAUGAAUUGUCAGGAAUGAGUAUUCAAGUCACUGAGAAUAAAACAAACUAUCGAUAUGUUUGUUACAUGUGUGAAAAACAAUUUGUUAGCGUUGAAAAAUUGAAGAGUCAUGUGGCUGACAGUCACAAUUCCCUGGAGAAUCCAGAGAAAAAUGAUGAAGAGGUCGAUCCUGGAGAGACUAUCACCCGGGACGAGACUGAAAUUUGUGAAGAUGAUGUUUCUGGUACAGUGAGAAAGAAAAAGAGUAAAUUCUCCUGCAAAUAUUGUCCCAAAAAGUUUACGUACGAAAAGUCCUUCUCAACUCAUGCAAAACGACAUCCAGAGUACAAAAAAAUGGAAAAAAAUGGCGAGGGCGAGGAGAAAUGUGAUGAACGACGGUUUCAGAAUGAUUCUGAUGACGAUGAGAUGCCACUGGAGGGUCUCCAGUGCACCCAGUGUGGAAAACUAUUUGCCACGAAGAGAAAUCUCAAGAGACACAUCUCCACUCACAGCGGUUUAAAAUUCAACUGUCCAACUUGUCAAAAAGAAUUUUCACGAGCUGAUAAACUGAAGGAACACGAGCAGUCUAAACACAGAAAUGAGUUCUUCUCCAUGUCAGACGAGAAUAAUGACAGUGACAGUGAAAAUGACAGCGAAAACAAGCGAGACUACAAUUCCGAAGGUCGAAAGAAGGAUAAAAACCAAAAGCCACAUCAGUGCCCAAUCUGCCCCAGGACUUUCGCACACAGUCAGACAUUGACAAAUCACGUGGAACGUCACAAAAGAAUAAAACAACCACAGAAACGUUUUCUCUGUGAAGUUUGCAGCAAAUGUUUUGCCCAAAGUGGUUCACUAGUUGCUCAUAUGCGUACACACACUGGUGUAAAACCAUACGUAUGUAAUGUUUGUAGUCGUGCAUUUACAAAGAGUACAUAUUUACAAUUACAUUUGCGAACACACAGUGGUGAAAAGCCUUACAUAUGUCAAUACUGCAGUCGUGCAUUUGCAAGAGCAAAUACUCUAGCAAGACACAUAACAAUGCACACUGGUGAGGCUAAAUAUCACUGUCAAAUAUGCAUGAAGUCAUUCAGACGUUUGACAUCCCUCAACGAACAUACCUACACACACACAGGACAACGACCCUACGCCUGUAAAAUAUGUACCAAAAGGUACAACAAUGCUGGCUCACUCUAUGCCCACACCAAGAAGUGUAAAGCCCAGCAAUUGUCGUCUAAUUCGACGAUUAAUUAUCCAGUUUCCCUUGAAGCCAGCAAUCCAGAUGAUCCAUCUGUCUCCAUGAACUGUCCACCCUCAUCAAUACUAAUUUAUACUGAUAAAAAAUGUGAUUCAGAAGCACCAGCUGAUGCUGAACAACCGAUACCAGAAUUUAUUCUUCCGAAUGUUCAACCAGAAAAAUCAUUGUCACCGAAUAUCAUUCAAUCAGCAUCGACACACGAUCCUAAUUAUUAUUCUGUUAAUACAAAAACAUUUAAAAAUUUUUAUUACACAACGUAUCCAAGUUUAUAAAUUGCCAAAUUUAUAAUGAUGGACAGGAAGUUAUUUAUUAGAGGAAGAACGAGAUUCGUCUUUGCAAUAAAUUAUGUAUGAAUUAUUCAUGUGAAAGACUUCCAGACACAAAAUUCCAGAUGACUGUAAUUAUUUAACGAAUAACAGUAAUUGUUUAUUGUUUUUCUCUUGGGGAGUCUUACCCUUUUGAAGAAGGGAUGUAGAUUAAGAGAAUAAUUAUUUUUUAAAGUAUAUUGUAUUUUAUAAUAAAGAUUUUUGUAAAUUUUUCGCUA